Molecule: messenger RNA, 3586 nt
Organism: Rhineura floridana
Lineage: Eukaryota; Metazoa; Chordata; Lepidosauria; Squamata; Rhineuridae
Gene: ANO10
Product: anoctamin 10
Exons: 13
Coding region: 147-2072 (641 amino acids)
Biological process (GO): chloride transmembrane transport
Cellular component (GO): plasma membrane
Molecular function (GO): chloride channel activity
Source: RefSeq, a predicted model, not a curated record
GACCAGUGACGCAAAGUCUUCCCCUCGUGGUCCAAGUGGCUCCGCCCGUUGGUGGCUGUCACGGUCUGUCUAACAACUCCUGCUUUGCCCCUCCUGUCCGUACCUCCCGCGAACGUGGAGAAAAGAGACGAGAGGUUAUCUAAAAGAUGAAGAUAAGCUGGUCUGCGUAUGACACAUUUGAAGCUAAUUUCAGACCAUUGGUAGUAGUAGAGCUUGCAAAAGAUACCAAAGAUGAAACCAAAGAAUGGCUGACACAAAAGAUAGUAGAGAAGAAGAAAAAUGGAGGAGCUCAGCUUCUCAUGAAACCCUUGGUGGAAGAUGGGGAAAAAAUAGAAGGAAACCAGAAUAUUUAUCUUGUGGGAGCAUCUCACUUGAGGCUGCUUCUAGGAGCUGAAACGGUGGGGUUGGUGAAAGAAUGUAAUGAUAAUACAAUGAGAGCCUUUACAUAUACCAGCAGAAAAACCUUCAAAAAUUUUGCGGAGGACAACCAUGAUUUUCUUACAAUGGCAGAGUGUCAGUACAUCAUCAAACAUGAACUAGAAAACCUGAGAGCCAAAGAUGAAAAAAUGAUCCCUGGCUAUCCUCAGGCAAAGCUUUAUCCAGGAAAGUCAAUUAUACGAAGGCUAACAACUAAUGGUAUUCUGGUUCAGAUUUUUCCUCUCCAUGACUCAGAAGAAUUAAAGAAAAUUGGACAUACCUGGUAUAGACAACUGAAAAUUAGCUUCCAACCUUUAGAUGAAAUUCGCUGCUAUUUUGGUGAAACAAUUGCCUUCUACUUUGCCUUUUUGGAGUAUAUCACAUUUGCAUUGAUUCCAAUGGCUAUCAUUGGGAUUCCUUAUUAUAUCUUUGAUUGGGAAAACUAUGACAAAUAUGUGCUAUUUGCAGCAUUCAAUCUGGUGUGGUCUACUGUUAUCCUUGAACUCUGGAAGCGGUGUUGUGCUGUAAUGGCCUACAGGUGGGGGACGUUGUUGAUGAAGCGACAGUUUGAGGAACCCAGGCCAGGGUUUCAUGGUGUUUUAGGUAUCAAUCCUGUGACUGGGAGAGAAGAGCCAGUCUACUCCAGCUUCAAAAGACAGUUACGAAUUUAUUUAGUCUCUAUGCCAUUUGUGUGCCUUUGUCUCUAUCUCUCGCUUUACGUCAUGAUGGUUUACUUUGACUUGGAAUACCAGGCACAUUUAUAUCAUGAAGAGAACCAAUCCGAGUUAAGCAGCUUGAUAUUAUAUGUGCCCAGCAUAAUUUAUGCUGUUGUGAUUGAAGUUCUAAACCGCAUCUAUAGAUAUGCUGCAGAGUUCUUAACCUCAUGGGAAAACCAUCGAUUGGAGUCUUCAUAUCAGAAUCACUUAAUUCUGAAAGUCUUGGUGUUCAACUUUUUAAACUGCUUUGCAUCUUUAUUCUACAUUGCUUUCGUCUUGUUUGAUAUGAAACUUUUGAGACAGAGUUUGGCAACUUUGCUGAUAACUUCACAAGUCCUUAAUCAAUGUGUAGAAGCUGUACUGCCUUAUUGGCUCCAAAAGAGACGGAAUAAGAGGGUAAAGAAAAAGGUGAAAGCAAUGGAAAUAGAUACUGACCUGUCUUUAUUUGAGCAAGUUAAUCAGGAAAAAGGGAUGGAUACCUAUCUGGGUACUUUUGAUGAUUAUUUGGAAUUGUUCUUACAGUUUGGCUAUGUGAGCCUUUUUUCAUGUGUCUACCCUUUGGCAGCUGUUUUUGCAGUGCUAAACAACAUCACAGAGAUGUAUUCUGAUGCCUUAAAAAUGUGCAGGAUCUUUAAACGUCCAUUUUCAGAGCCCACUGCAAAUAUAGGUGUAUGGCAGUUGGCUUUUCAGACUAUGACUGUCAUAUCAGUGGUUACCAAUUGUGUCCUUAUUGGCAUGUCACCCCAAGUAAAUGGACUUUUCCCAGACUCAAAGGUAGAACUUAUCCUGAUUGUGGUGUUGGCAGAGCAUUUAGCUCUAGCUAUGAAAUUUCUUAUGGCAUAUGUGAUCCCAGAUAAACCACGACAUAUCCAGAUAAAAUUGGCAAGGCUAGAAUUUGAGUCUCUGGAGGCACUCAAGCAGCAGAUAUCCCUUGAUUGAUUUCAUACUGUCUUUGAUCAUUUGGGCCUUUUAGUUAAUGUAGUGAAGUAAAGUCAUGUGAGGUGUUACUCAUUGUUCCAUUUGUCUGGAUAUGCACAAAUUAUGUUAGCCUCCUAAGAUAAUUGAGUGGCUUGGACUUUUUUUAAGAAUAUUGUCACAAGAUUAUAAUAGAUUAAUCUUUGUAAUCUUUUACAAAAUCUUCUGCAAAAUGUAUAUUGUCACCUGUGAUGGGCUUACAUGAAAACUGAGAAUGUUCUUAAUUAGUAUAUAUUUCUAGGUGUGCAAUGCAAAAUUAGUAUUAUUUCAAUCAUAAGUCAUUUGGAAUUAAUUUGGCAGUACUGAUUUUAAAGGAUAUCUAAAAAUGUGUAGAAGAUUAUUUUAUUUGGGGUUGAUGGGACUAUUGUCUGUAUGCCAGUACCUCCUGGAAAACACUAUAAAAAUGAAAGAGGACUGUGUAUGUUUCUAAAUGGAUGAAAAUACUAUUCUCCCAUUCAUAGAAUUGUAAAGUUGGAAGGGGUCUAUAAGGCCAUCGAGUCCAACCCCCUGCUCAAUGCUCAGUUUUGAUGGUGUACACUAUGGCCAGCAUUAGUAUACAAGUGCAGACAUAUCCAGCAUGUCAACUGAUUAUCUGACCUAAGUGAGAAGAAAAAGUUAUGCUUCGGCCUGUUCAUUGUCUAAAAAGGGUCUGCUUGUUAUGUUGUCGUUAGAUAGUGUCUGGAAUGCACACUGCAUUGUGGAAGCAGUUAAAGAAGAAGAAAAAAAUACUUCAACCCACUAAUAAGAUAUAGCCCACAUUUCGAUAGAGAGUUAAGUGAACUUAACCCUAUUGAAAUCCAUAUUAAGCGUACUUAACUCUAUUUUCAUUUGUGUCCAUAGUAUUUAAGAUAUACAACAUAGUGAUAUGAGAAAUCAAUUUCUGCUAAAUUAUUUUUCCCUGUUAAGGUAUAAAAACAAAUACCACCAUACUUUCACAGUAAGAGAAUGCUGCUGUUAAGGUUCCUGUGGUUCAAUAUUCAUUCACAGGGCGAUAUAACUGAGAGCCUUCUGUAUCUUCAUCAUUGAAUGUUGAAAUGCUAGAGAGGAAACCUGCGGGAACAAAUGUCAAUGGCAUGAGGGAUACAGGAGGGUAGAUGGCUUGGUGGUCUUGCCCAUGUGAGCAUUGUAGGAGAGUAGCCUGCAAGCAUCACCCUGUGCUUAGAUGCUUCCCCUAAGUCAUGUGACAUUAUCAGAUCAGUGAGAGGAUGGCUCUGCCAAAGACUGUUCACAUCAGAAUAGGCUGUGAUCAUCCAGAUCAUGUGGUAGAAUUAGGCCAAUUGAAGGGCAGCUCUCCCUGAGUUAUUCAGGACUGGACAGGCUGCCUCUCUGUUGCAUUUGAAGUUUACACAUGCAUGUUUAUUGAUAUUGACUGCAAGCAACAUCAAACAAUUAUCUGUAUGAGUUAAAAAGCCAUCACAGUUCAGAGCUUUCAUAUUGCCUCAUAUUGCCUUGCCUCAAAUAAAAUACUUUGCAAAGGA